This is a messenger RNA of Anopheles maculipalpis, 1544 nucleotides long. RefSeq lists its product as uncharacterized. The record is from RefSeq and is a predicted model, not a curated record. NCBI's taxonomy places the organism in Eukaryota, Metazoa, Arthropoda, Insecta, Diptera, Culicidae. The coding region runs from base 90 to 1544 and encodes 484 amino acids. The transcript is spliced from 4 exons.
CGAACAACGUCAGCAACGAAACGAUUCCGGAAGAAGAGCCUACCACACCAGAGACGGAGCCACCAUUCGACGAGAAUGCGGAAGAAAAGAUGACAAACAGUUGGGAGGCAGCACGGGCUUCACUAGGCUCCCUCUCUGGUAGCAGUAGUUCAGCAAAUUCCAACAAAACGCUGAAUCCGAUGCCGAAACAAAAGACACAAAAGUAUAUCCCGUCCUCCGGACCACCCGCCCUGUCCGGUGUAGUUCCAGCAGAGCUACCACUGGCCGCCACCGAACCCUAUGAUUACUUCGAUACCACCGUCAAUGCCAAUGCCAUCGCCGAACGGACCAACAGUUUGCGACGAUUGCGAAGGGCCGGUUACGCCAAUCGUAGCUUCAUGUACCACGGCGAAUAUCCGAUCGUAGAUGAUGGGUACGGUGAUGAUGUGGGUGGGGACGGUGGUGGUGGUGGUCGAUUGCCGUACUUUGUCGAACCGACCUACCGUUCGCUAGAGUACGACCGUAGACAACGUCGCCGACACAGUGUGCAUCAGCUGGCCAACUUUAAUCCUUCCUCGAAGCUGGACGAUCUGAGGCAACGGUUCGAUGAGUACAACUCGUCGGCCGCCGUGCCUAGGGGUGCCUACUACGGCUACUAUACGCUCGACCGUCACAAGAAGCUGUCGAGACAGAUGGCACCGAACCCUCUGCCGCCGAUCACGUAUGGAAAGGCUUUUUCCUUCGGACAGAGCGCACGGUACAGUGGGAGCCGAUCGCUCGAUCGUGUACUGGUGGAGGAAGAGCGCGAGGGACAGCGCAAGGGACCGAAGCGAGGCUCCCGCUCAUCACAGGGUUCCACCGAUAGUAAUAAUAGUACACAUAGUGCAUCAUCCGGGUCGCUACUGCUGACGGUAGCAAACCUUGAGAACUUUGCCAAAAUCCAUCGUAAAUCGACUGCCGGUGGAAGCAGAGGUGGUGGCCACCACUCCAAACUAGACAGCGAUGCCGGCAGUCGAACACUUGAACGAUACCUCUCCUCAACGCUCGAUCUGGUCCCGCACCAUCCCGGUACGCUUGGGCGACGAUCGCGCUACAAUAGCAACAUCCUGCUACCACAUCAAUCGAUCAACGACGAUGAUGAGCCUGAUGACGACCACAACGUUCAUCCGGCCGAUCAUGCCGCGAUCGACUAUCGUAAGGAUGCACAUCACAUUGUCGGCAGCACGAUCGUACCGAUCGAUGAAAUUUCCAUCGACGAAGGUGAAGGCAAUGGAAGCGAACGGCAGCUACAACUUGCCGGACCAAAUGCUGCCGGUGGUGCCAGUCUCGUUUCGCCAUUCCGUUCACUGAAGGGUAAGGAUCCGGAUUCGGUAUCCGUUGCUAGUUCAACACAUUUUACCAUGGUUAACGGAAUCGGUGGACCGCAGCGCGUUAUCAAGACAGGCAUCUGCUCCAGUGGGCACCAAAUUACGAUACUGAUCGUUACGAUGAGCAUCAUCUUCAUGAUCGGGAUCUGUUCGGCUGUUUUCCUGCUCGAAAUGCGUGCCAGGGAAAUGCCAAAGUAA